AUGACGUCCAGAUCUAUGUUCCUUCCCCGUCUCUCAUUGUCUCGUUCCGAAAGCCCCGGCAUCCCUUUCCACAACCCAAUAAGCCCCACCAUCCGCAAGAAGCCGAGCGAGCACGAUAUGGAUGACCUGUCACCACGACCCGAUGACAGUUUGUUGCCCUCCGAGGGCUCCCGAAAUCGCAGACAAAUCUCGCCAUCGAUCGACCAUAGCACGAGCGAUCGGGCUAGUAGUGUUGGUUCGGCUUCCAAAUCCAAGCCCAACGCCCCGGUUCUCUUCCACGGUCCUCCUCCCCCCAUCGCCACGUCCCGGAUACUCUAUAGGGAUGAGGAGGAGCCACAGUCAUACCGCCCGUUCGACACAGCGGCAUCUACUGCUCGAAAUGUUGGCGGCGUACUAUUCGACCGCCAGGACGGCUCCUCAGCCCACACAAGAGGGCGUGAUGCGGUAAACUACAACGAGUAUGAGCCGGAUGCAGUGUGGCGCAACCUUCACCACCGGGAACGCCAGCUUCAGAAGGAGCUCCAGAAUAUCCUGGAUGUCCAGUCAGCGUGCCUAUCAGCCCAAGUUGGGAGAGCAGGGUCUACAGGAAGCCCUCAGGCCAGUGAUGCAGGCACCACCACCCCUACAAGCACAUUACACGCUAGCACCAAUUCCAUGUCUACAGCACGCCGGGUAAGCUUUGCUCAGACUACAACAACACACACGGGACACGUGAUACCGGUGAGACAACCCAAGACGAAGCGUCCAUCUAUACGCGAAGCUCGUACAGGACUUGCUAGGCACAUGACACUCCUGGCAGAUCUAAAAGCAGAGGAGGACGCCAAUCUGACUGCCGCUCUGUCAACGAGGAAGCGUGCUCUUGCCCAGCUGCGGAAGCUAUGCCGGCAACGGGAGGAGAUCACCGGCGAGUUGGAGAAGAUCGAGCAAGACGAAGAGGAGCCUCUUGCACAGGAGAUCAGGGAGCUGACAGAAGAACGGAGUAAUGUGGCAAGUGAGAUAAAAGAGUUGGAAGGGAGGCUGGUUGGCUUGCGGAACAGAAAAAGGUACCUGGAUGCCAAGGUGGCCGAUGUGGAGAGCAAGAGGGACGCAGGUCUGAGUGGCUAUCGUGGGGCUCUGAAGGAUGUGGAUGGGAAACUGGGCGGGAUCCUGACGAGACCCAGUGUCAAACCACUGGACUUGGAGGGUGUGAUUGGGCCUGGUCAACCAGUGGAUAGGGGAUCGCAUUUGUCAGGAUUGGAGUUUCUGAGGCUAAGACCGGAGAGGAGGACGCCUGAGAUGGCCAAGGAGUGGUGGGAGGGCGAGGUUUCAUUGCUCACGGCGAGGAAAGCUGAUGUUGAUAGGGAACGGUUAGCCUUGGAAGAGGGUGUGGAAGUGUGGAGGGAGACGUUGCAAUUGGUGGACAAGUUUGAGUUGAGCGUGGCAGCGGUAAUGAAACACUGGGCAGGCAAACACGAUAACGACGAGGCGAAUCGGGAGUGGGUCAAGGCCAUGUCGGACGUGCUUGGUGACAUGAAGGGUGUCAUUGCUGAUAUGGAGGGGAAGCUCCGGUUGGUGGAGGAGAAUGGGUGGAAUCUCUUGAUCUGUGCCAUUGGUGCCGAGGUGGAGGCACUCAAGCUCGCAAAAGGACUCUUGGUGAAGGGAUUACGAGCCGGCGGCUUGGAAGUACAGGACGGUUCGGACGACGAGAGGGAUGUGGACGGAGACGGGGGCUCGACACCGCAUCUUGGGCGGUCAAUGUCUGGUAGCUCAGGGUUACAACGCUCCGCCAUCCGCUUCAAGUCGUCGUCGUCAUCAUCAUCUGAAUCAGCCGAGGGAAAGAACCUCGUUGGCGUGCACGAUGUCGAGGAUGGGCACAGAACUGAAGAGAGUGACAAUGAGGUGCCUCCUGACUUGCUGGUGUCUUCGUCGACUGCUGGCGCCAGGAACGAAUUGGAUCGUACGUGCAGCAGAGAGAGUACUUUGAGCGAGAAUGAGGUCCCCCCUGAGUUCUUGGCGGAGCAUGUAUGA
Molecule: messenger RNA, 2007 nt
Organism: Podospora anserina S mat+
Lineage: Eukaryota; Fungi; Ascomycota; Sordariomycetes; Sordariales; Podosporaceae
Exons: 1
Coding region: 1-2007 (668 amino acids)
Source: RefSeq, a predicted model, not a curated record